Messenger RNA from Dujonia railenensis, 735 nucleotides. NCBI's taxonomy places the organism in Eukaryota, Fungi, Ascomycota, Pichiomycetes, Serinales, Debaryomycetaceae. The record is from the annotation of a GenBank genome assembly.
AUGUCAGAAAAGAGAGUUAUACCUCUUGAGUCAAAUCCCGAUAUAUUCAAUGAAUUAUCGUACAAGCUUGGAUUGUCGCCAAUCCUUCAAUUCCACGAUUUAUAUUCUUUAACGGAUCCCGACUUACUCUCCUUUAUCCCGCAACCUGUUUACGCCAUUAUUUUGUUGUUCCCCUUGACUACAAAUUACGAAUUGUAUAGAGAAUCUACGGACAAUAUCUCAUCUUCCAAGCCUUACGCCAAUGAAAAGAGUUCCGAUAUUAAAUGGUUUAAACAAACCAUAGGAAAUGGAUGCGGGCUCUAUGCCUUGUUGCAUGUACUAGCAAAUUUGCCGCAAGAUCUUAUUAUAAAUGGCUCAGUUUUGAAGGAAAACUUAUUAAGACAAAUCACCAAGCAUUCUAGUGUAAUUGAUGUAGCAAGAAAAGUCGAAAACUUGGAGAGUGACAUUCAACUUGACGACAAUUACGGAGUUCAGGGCCAAACUGCAGCCCCAACUCUGGACGAGCCAGUAGAGUUACAUUUUAUAACAUUCAUUAAAUCAGGUGAGAACAACCAUUUAUAUGAAUUGGAUGGAAGAAGGAAUGGGCCAAUUGACUUAGGUGAAGCGACAUCUACAGAUAGUCCGAAUAUUUUGAACGAAUCUAAGAUUAUUGAAAAGGUGCAAUUCUACAUGAAUAAUACUGACGAGAAGAACAAGCACAACUUUUCAAUUAUGGCUAUUGCUCCAAGCUAUUAG